AAAGUUAUGUUGGGCUUUAUUACUUUUUUUUACCGAUUUUUGUACAAUUUAUAAACAUUUAGUAAUUUGCAUUAACAUGAUGUUGAUCACAUUGUAUGUGAUGCGGAGUAAAUAAAAUCAGGAGCCGUAUUUAGCAUAAAUAUAUGUAGUAAAUAUUAUGUAAAAAAAUGAUAAUUAAAAUAUACAAAUUAUAAACAAAAAAUUGACAUAUGUUUAAUAAAAAUAAUAAAAUAAAAAUUCGCUAUAUUUAGGUCAUUCAACUUGUGUCACGUGUUGGUUGUGACCGUAACUAUGACAACAUCAACGCGAUGGACGGACAGCUUCCAUUUUCCUUUGCUUGCUAUUUACCGUUAUUUCUCUUUAAUUUACCGAUAGCUGACAUUGAAAUGAGAUAAUGGCUGUACUAUCUAGUAUUAAACUUCUUAAAUGGACUUGACAUGAUGGUAUAGUUAGCUAAACAUUUUGAUGUUGAGAUGAAACCUUUCGUUAAAGCUGAACUGCUGUCACAAGGUCCGUUAAUACAGAACAGUAAAGACACGCGACCGGGUCAACCUUCAGAAGACGCCUCGAGUUCUCCGCGGUCCGAUUGUAACACAACUGAUAAAUGCAAAGUUUUUUCAGCAGGACACAAAUGCUCAUACAGUCCGACACGUAAGUUGGCACUAAACUUCACAGAAGGAUUCCAUGGAUUUAACAUCACAUAAUGUAAGCUCUAUCAAUGAAGGGUCUUUCCUUCCAUUUUUAGCCAAAGACCGUUCAACAUUGACCAAACAUACUGGUCAACACUUUUUAUUUGAUAAAAGAUGGAGAAAUGGAAUCUACACCACAAAUGCUAUCGCAGAUGAUGUUGUAAUCAAACAAAAUUUCACGAAACCUCUACCCUAUCCGGAGUUCCAUGUUUAUCGCUCUCACAAUUUAAACAGAUUUGCCCACCGCAAAGAGUUUUCCAUGGGCAACCCAAAACCUCUUAUUUAUGGUGCUGAUUAUCUCACAUCAUUUCCAUCAGUCCUGUUACCAGCUAUCACCCCAUCGGCCAGUGAAAGGAUCUAUUUAUCUCAAAACUAUAAAAACAGGUCAAGGAUGAAAAACAGAGCACGUAAUCUCUUCACUACUGGUGCUAAAAAGAAAACUCAAUCCUACCCUGAUCCACUCCUGGGUGCCACGGCCUCCUUUGUUCAGAGGCUGUCGGACAUCUCCUCUUUGGAGGCGGAAACUGUCCGACAGGAGAAAAUGAGAAGACUUAAAAAGAUCAAUAGGCAGGACUCUUAAUUAAGAGUUUAUUAACCAAAGAGGAAGCACACAGCUGAAUUGAGAACUGUGCCAAGGCUGUGUAAAGGUGAAAAACUGAUGAAUAAACUGAAUACAGCAAAAAUGUGCUGUAACUAAAGUCAUUAUAAAGGAAUACAUUGCUGGUGUAACUACUGUACCACUUAAAAUAAUAUAAUAUCAUGUGUUUUGUUUUACUUUACUGAACAAAUUAAGUUAAAUCAUUUCAACUUGUUUAUCGGCUAUGUCAACAUGAACUAGUCUAAAUAUUAGGUUCUAGUGAAUUGCAUAACCUUUGUUUUACAGUGGCACUGUUAGAUUUUAAAAUAAGAUUCAUUAAAAAAUUUACUUACUGUAGAAAAACAUUGUUAGUUCAACUUAAAAUAGGAAGUUACUUGGCUGCCUUAAAAUUUUGAGUUAAUUCAACUUAUAUAUUGUUUUUUUCCCGUUAACUUAUAUUUUAACAUUGUUGUGUGUUCGCCAAGAAUAAUUGCCUUAAAUUACAAUUAUGUUUCUAUUAUAGCACUUACUGUAAGAUAUCUGUAUUAUGUGAUAAGUUUUGAAAAAUGGGUUAUGUAGGAAAUGGGAAAAUACUUGCUUUGAGGGCCUGAACAUUUUAAGGAAGUGUUUCUUAAAAUAUAAUUGAAUACUUUUAUGUGCAGCACAGUACACAAAUGGCAGUAGCACAUUGUGGAGCACAAUCCAAAGUGUGCAGGUUUUCAUACAUUUGCCCUCGGCUGGACCCUUACAGAACAGCCAUCUUGUGCAUGUUAUAGCCUGCUAGUAUUAUAUAUGUCUUUUACAUUUUUCAAAGAAUAAGAGAUAUUGAGUUAUUUUUACAUAAUUUUGUUUGUCCAUUAGGACUUAUAUUGAAAGCUAUAUAAAAUGUAAACUUUAAAUGUUUAAUAUAAAGGUACUGUUUUUGCUGAAUAUCUAAAAGAUAUCAAAGAUACACAUUUAAAAAAAAAUGCGUCUCUGCACACAAAUCAUGUUAGCUUGUUUUUCUAAUACCUUGGCUAAUAUGUACUGUAUGUAUUAUUAUUAUUAUUAUUAUUUUAUUAUGUGUCACGUGUUUCCUUUUUGUUUUUAAACAAACCUGUCAAAAUAACAUCUAUAAAACUAUUCAAAUCAUGCCAGCUGAAAAUUCUUUUCUGUUAUUGUGAAGAACAAUUCAGUUACUGUAUUAAUGAAAUAAUAUAUUUUGCCAAUAUAAUAAUAUAAUUAACAAGAACAUGUUAUAUAAUUUUUGCAUGUGCACAUACCUUGACAUUUCCAUGAUUAUUUCAGAGUUGAAAAAUGAUGUAGGGCCAUAUUAUAAAACUCUCUGGGUUACCGUACUGAAAUAAAAUUAAUACACCAAAGUGCAAUAAAUAAAUAUUACACAUAAGUCUAUAGUUUUAAAUACAGUUCAGUUUUGAAAUAAUAUUGCAAGUAAUAACUUCAAAUUUUGUGUGAACUGCUCUUUAACAAGUGCAACAAUCCUUUUUUCUGACAAAAGAAAUUAUUAACAAAUUGUGAUCAGCAUAUUCUUAUGUAGUGCUAUGGUCAGACAAAGGUACAAGCUUCAGUUCACCCAAAACUAAUAUUCUGUCAUCAUUUACUCAUCCUCAUGUUGUUCUAAACCUGUAUAAGGUUUUUUUAUUCUGAUGAACACAAAAGAAGAUAUUUUAAUAAAUGAUGGUGAGCACACAGCUAAUUGUAACCAUUUGACUUCCAUAAUAGGAAAAACAAAUACGAUGGAUUUAAAUGGGUACCGUCAACUGUGUGCUUACCAUAUUUUAUCAAAAUAUCUUCUUCAUCAUUUAUCACAAUACUUUCAUAAUAUUUGUUUUCCUAUCGAAGUCAAUGGUUAUAAUCAACUGUGUGCUUACCAUCAUUUAGCCAAAUAUCUUCUUUUGUGUUCAAAAAUGUCUGAAUAGUGAUCAAAAGUGUGUAAAGCAGGCUAUAGACAGUUUCAUCGGGCGCACGUGCGGUGACGCGAUAAGCGUCUGGUUUACUUGCGGUUUCUGUUUGUUUAAUGGUCUGACUAGUUGCUGAAACUAAACUCUUAAACAAAUACCUGUUCGAAAAUGUUUUGUAUUCCUAUGUAAUCUACGUCUUGUUUAUUUUG
Molecule: messenger RNA, 3376 nt
Organism: Misgurnus anguillicaudatus (oriental weatherfish)
Lineage: Eukaryota; Metazoa; Chordata; Actinopteri; Cypriniformes; Cobitidae
Source: RefSeq, a predicted model, not a curated record